Molecule: messenger RNA, 2750 nt
Organism: Drosophila guanche
Lineage: Eukaryota; Metazoa; Arthropoda; Insecta; Diptera; Drosophilidae
Exons: 3
Coding region: 282-2594 (770 amino acids)
Source: RefSeq, a predicted model, not a curated record
ACUCUUGACUGUAAAAAUCAAAGUGAAACAUCAAAUAAUUUGAAUUUGAAUUCAGCUUGCGAGCACUAUCAAACGGCUUCUCCUACAACAUGUGUGUGUUAUUUUUAGCAGCAGUUAUAGGAAUAUAACAGAUCGUGUGUGAAUAUAUAUUAAAUCGGACACAUAUAUCGUGUAUGUGUGCGUGAGUGUGUCCAUAUGCGGCAUGGCACCUUGAACAAACAAUUAUAAGAAAAAAGCGCAAACAAAAAUGUUUUCUGGCCACAAAAGUGCGUAAGGCAGGGAUGACCACGCCCACGGGUGGUGCCUCAGCUGCGCCACUGCCGCACGAGCUAACAGCCGAGUGGACCGUGCGCGCUCACCUGACCUUUGCCCGUGCCAGCGAGCCAGUGCAUGGGGAGGGCAGCGCCACAGAGCAGCCUGCCGUGCAGCCUGCCGUGCAUCCUGUUCAUGUCGUCUACAAGUGGUGCACGCCCUGCGACGAGCAGGACUUGGACAAGACGGCCACCACUUUGGGCACCAGCUUCCGUUCGACCAACUCCUCGGCCACAACGACCAAUGCGGAUUCGGCCUUCGGCAGUCCACAGGCAUCGCGAGCCCUGCCUGCGGGAGCAGCCACCACGCCAGGAGCCACCGCUCAAGUGUGCGGCACGCGUUGUCGCAGCACUUGCAACAUUAUGGUUUCCGCUGUGGCUGACUUCCUGCCACAGGAAGCGACGACUGCGGCAGCAGCGAAUGAGCCUUUCGUCUAUCACAACAAGGUGCGGGCACAACAGCUGCGCGAUGCCUUCUCGCAGACAAGCGACCACGAGGAGUCGCAGCAGCAGCAGCAGCAGCAGUCGGUGGAGCCUCAGCAGCAGCGACGACGUGCCGCCUACGAGCAGCGUCGCGCGACCACCGAGGCGCUUGUGAAUUUUGCCAGCAGGCGGCAGGCAGAGGAGGCGAACACUUAUGUGCCAACCUACUCGCCCACGCCCACCACGCCCUCGUCCACAUUCAAGUCGGCCUCGAUGCCGAGGAUAGCGCCACAGGCAGGAGGAACGUUGCCCAGGCUGCCGCCCAAUUUGGGGGAGAAGAAACCGCGCACCGUGCACAUCGAUGUCUACUGCACGGGCUCCGAGGGGGAUGAGGAGGCGGACGAUGAGCAGCAGGCAGAUGUGGAGAUCUCCUCCAGCUCCAGCUCCAGCUCAGACUCGGAUCUAGCGGGCAGCAAGCGCUACGAUCUGGACUCGAAUUCCACGCCGCAGACAGUGUUGGACAACGAGCAAAUGUUGCUGCGGCAUCAGCGAAUCUCCGGAGGAGCCAUGCCACGCCGCUUGGGGCAGCAAAAGGAGCAAAAGGAAAACCAGCAGCAGCAGAUGAGCCUGGGCCAUGCCAUCACCAAAUGCAGCACCGCCGAGGAGGUGACCGAAUCGAAGCAGCUGCUCUUCCGCAAACACAUUGGCGAUCAGCGGGCAGCCAAGUUGGCCAACUUGCGACAGAAGUACAUGCGACAGCCAAGCGAUGACACCAUCAGCAGCACCUACCCGAACUCCUCGCACUCGACCAUGCCCAGGGAUGCCACCUGCAGCAGCAUCUCCAGCGUGGCAGCGGCCACCGAUUGUGUGGACUCUUCGUGGAAGGAAACGGACGAGCCGGAUCAUCCGUUGGGCGUUGCCUUUGGCCUGGCCAAGUCGGAUAGUUUUGAUUAUGAGAACUCGCUGGAUCGCCUGCGCAUUAGCCAGAUGGAGCGGCUGUGGUCGCGUCAGCACUCGUUGGAUUUUCCACAGAAUGGAGGCAGCAACUUGACACACCAGCAGCUGCAGCAGCAACAGCCUCUUCAUCAGCAUUUGUCUCCCCAUCAGCCUCCUCAGCAUUUGCAGACCAUCAAAGAGGUGCAGUCGCAGCGCAACUCCUUCCAGCGCAGCGACACGAUCCCCUCCGAAUCGGAUGGCUUCUCCGACACGAACAUUUUCAACACGUAUCCGGGCAGGCAAAUAUCGCAGCUGCAGCAACGCAAUCGUCCGGGGUUCCUGCAGUUCUUUGGACCCUCCAUGGGUGCACCCGUCGCUGAGCAGCCCACGCCGCCAGUGACAGCACCCGUGCAGUCUGCUUCAGUGGCCAGUGCAGAUCCGUUUCGAUUGCUUCACCCAAGCUAUCGGUGGAAGAGCGAGGCACGCGACAAUCUCAGCGUGCAGCGACCCUCGGGAUCGCCUUCGUCGGAGCGCAGUUCGCCGCAGCUGCUGUCGGCGGCCACCACUGUGGUACGCUGUGGCAGCGAGGCACCGCCCAGCACCACAUCGGCCAGCACAUUUGGCACCACAGUGGUGACACCCUCGCCGCUGCCCGGGCGUCGCUUUGACAUCUCCCGCGACAGUCCGAGCGUGGCCAGUGAGGCGUCCACGGCCACCGUUUCGGGCUACACCCACGAGCAUCUGGAGAAGACGCGACGCUUUGGCAAUGUGGUGGCCAUGCGCAAGCCAGGCCAUCAUGUCGGACCCACCAAGAACCCAAACUGUCAGUGCGAGAGCUGCCAACGUUGGCUGGCUGAACGUUUUCAGUUGCGCGGUCGAGCGUUUUCUUUGGGCGAGCGACCAGUGUUGCGAAGGCCGCAGUAGCAAGCAUUUAGCACUUUGCCACCCCCCACAUAAGUAUCAAUUAACCCAUACUGCCCCUCAGUGGAUUUCAUUUUCUUUCGAUUAAGUUUAAGCCGCGAAAUGUUCCUCACACAAGAAUGAAUAAAACACAACAGAAAUUGUGCGCUGAAUCAGUUU